AGUCGUCCAAGAAUACCACACCAAAGAUUGCCAUCAUUGAUACACCAUCGUCAUCAUGCAUCACUUACAAACACUGAUUAUGAUAUGAUAAUUUAUGUUGGAAAUGAACCUUCAAUUAGAACUUUCCAUGCACACUCUGAAAUUCUAAGAAAUCAAUCUUCUUAUUUUCUUGCUGCAUUAUCAAGUAGAUGGAUACAACGUGAGAAUGGUAUGAUAAUCUUUCGUAAACCAAAUAUUUCUCCCGAAGUGUUUGAAGUCAUUUUAAGUUUUUGUUAUACCGGUCAAGCAAAAUUACAAGAUAAAGAUGGCGCAUUCGUGAUCGAACUUUUGGUAUCGGCCGAUGAAAUGAUUCUCACUUCUUUAACUAGUUAUAUUCAAAAAAAUUUUACCACCGCGCAAUUAUCAUGGUUACAAGAUAAUUGUUUAGAAAUAACUCAAUUUGCCUUUCAAUAUCCAUCAUUUCAAGCUUUACAAAAUGUUUGUUUAGAAACUAUUUGUGAUAAUCCUUCAAUAUUAUUUAAAUCAUCAAAAUAUUCUUCUUUUGAAUCAACUAUAUUAUUAGGUUUACUUCAACGUAAUGAAUUAAAUAUAUAUGAAGUGGAAUUAUGGGAACAUAUUAUUAAAUGGGGUAUUAAUCAAAAUCCUAAUGUUUCAAAAGAUCCUAAAUCAUGGAGUGCACGUGAUGUUAAGGCCGUUGAAAAUUCCAUAAAAGAAUAUAUACCUUAUAUUAGAUUUUAUAAUAUGACUCAAUCAGAAUUUCAACGUUACGUUUGGCCUUAUAAAUGUCUUAUUCCUAUUGAGAUAUAUGAUUCUAUAAUGACUUACUUUUUAAUGCCAUUCAAGAGAGUUCAACGUUUGAUACCACGAGGUAAUGGUGCUCAAUCUCGUUUAAUUAAUUGGGAUCAUUUAAAAUACAUUUGUG
This is a messenger RNA of Rhizophagus irregularis DAOM 181602=DAOM 197198, 922 nucleotides long. RefSeq lists its product as uncharacterized. Gene Ontology annotation, molecular function: protein binding. NCBI's taxonomy places the organism in Eukaryota, Fungi, Glomeromycota, Glomeromycetes, Glomerales, Glomeraceae. The record is from RefSeq and is a predicted model, not a curated record.